This is a messenger RNA of Nothobranchius furzeri (turquoise killifish), 3470 nucleotides long. It is a transcript of the gene gpc3, whose product is annotated as glypican 3. Gene Ontology annotation, cellular component: extracellular region; plasma membrane; cell surface. The record is from RefSeq and is a predicted model, not a curated record. Lineage: Eukaryota; Metazoa; Chordata; Actinopteri; Cyprinodontiformes; Nothobranchiidae. Gene Ontology annotation, biological process: regulation of protein localization to membrane; positive regulation of canonical Wnt signaling pathway; cell migration.
ACACACACACACGCACGCACACGCGCACACACACACGGUGAGACCGUCGCGCUACCGAGUCCAGCUCGUGUCGCGCGCAUCCAGGGAGCGCGCGCUCAUGCCUCCUGAUCUCGUCCAUCUGCGCAGAGCGGCGAUGCGCUGCUGGAAGAAGAACCAAAAGCAGCACAGAAGUUGUUCCUGUCGGCGCAGCCUCACCAGGAGCAACCUUCCUCUCUAGCGGUGCGGUCGGUGGCGCGGACAAAGAGGAGGAUGAGGACCCGAACAGAGCCCGGAGCGGUACCGUCCCAUCCUCAGAGCAAUCCCGGGUUCGUGCUGUAACUUUUUGAAGUUUCCCCUCAGCUUUCCAGCUGCUCCUGUCAUCGUCGGCUCCCCUCAGCGUCCCGCCAUGCUCGCGUUUUCAGUCCGCGGAGCGCUCUCCCUGUGCGCUCUCCUCCAGCUGUUCCCUCUUCCCGGCGGGCAGGUGCCGAACUGCCAGGAGGUGCGCACGGUCUUCCAUUCCCUGCACCCCGGAUCCAAGUGGGUCCCCGAAAACCCGGUUUCAGGUGGGGAUCUGCAGGUUUGCCAAACCAAAGGCCCGACCUGCUGUUCCAAGAAGAUGGAGGAGCGCUAUCAGGUGGCUGCGCGCAGCAACAUGGAGUCUGGUCUGCAGGUUGUCACUGCACAACUCAAACACCUCAUCAUCCAGAAUGCCGCCAUCUUCCAGGAGGCCUUCGACCUGGUGCUGCGUCAUGGCAGGAACUCCACCCUGGCCAUGCUGAAGCCAGAGUUCCCGGGUCUUCUGCCCAGCUCUCAGAGCACUGUGGGACAGCUCUUCCUGGACAUGUCCCUCUACACUCUGGGCUCGGACUCCACGGUGGACCACAUGGUAACGUCGUUCUUUGGGAAGCUGUUUCCCCUUGCAUACCGCCGCCUGGUGGGGGGCAGCAGCUCCUCUGUGUCGGAGGAGUGUGUACGGGGAGCUUGGAAAGACUCGGGAGCCUUUGGCCCUUACCCCAAGCUAAUCAUGACCCGUCUGUCUCGCUCCCUCCUGGCAACUCGAGUCUUCCUGCAGGCGCUGAACCUGGGCAUCGAGGUAGUCAACACCACGGACCAUCUGCGACCCGGCAGAGACUGCAGCCGGGCCCUGCUGAGGCUGUGGUACUGCCCACACUGUCAGGGCCUGCUGGGACCACCAGCCUGCAGGGGCUUCUGUCAGGCAGUGAUGCAGAGCUGCCUGGGUGGAGCAGCAGAGGUCCAGCCUCACUGGAGGAGCUACAUCGACGGACUGGGGAAGCUGGCCGGAGGCAUGAGGGGGGAGCAGGACAUGGAGGCUGUUGUUCUCCGACUGCCCGCCAUGAUUAAACUGGCUCUGAAGCACACUGUGAACUCCCGCAGCCGCCUCAGCACGCUGGUGAGCGGGAUGUGUGGACACGCCACUCAGCGGGCCUCUCGCUCCGUCGAGUCCCCCCCUCCUCCACCCCUUCCUACACGCCCUCUCCCUCUCCAACCUCCCGCUGCCUCCUCCACUCGUGACGCUCAGCCCUCGGACUCAGAUGAGACUCUGGCCGGUCUCCGCAGGGAGUUUAUAACCAGCCUGAAAGGCUUCAGCUCCUUCUACAGCGGGCUCGGGGAGGCACUGUGCAGCCGCGAGCCUGCACCAGCCAACCACUCCCUCUGCUGGAAUGGGCAGGAGAUGACAGACAGGUUUAUAGGUCCGGGGUUGAAACGGCUGCUGUCAGCUUCAGAGGCUAAGAACAACAAGCCCCCGGAGCCGGUCAUCAGCCAGAUCAUCGAUAAACUCAAACACAUCAACCAGCUGCUGAACACGGUAACGGUGUCGGAGAAGCGUUGGCGAGCCAGGUCAAGAGGAGGCGGAGCUAACGGGUGGAGCGACGAGGCCGAAGAGGGAUUGACAAGCGGGGACUGUGAUGAUGAGGACGAGUGUGCUGGGGUGUCGGGGCUGGGGCCGCCGCCGAGGCGCAAACGCCUACGCAUCUUUGCAGUGGCUCAGAUCAGCCGCUCUUCUCUGGAUCUCCUCCUCAGAAGGAGCUGAGAAGUGACAGCGUGCAUGAGACAAUGCGUGAAGAUGGCAGAUCUUUCUGACAACCUGGCAAUGGAGGACUUCACCUUCCAGGAGCAGCUUCUGACCCCUCGGCUGGCCACGGCCGGGGUGGGAGGUGUAGCCUCACCUGCAGCUCCGCUGUGGACAGGCUGCUUGGCUCCAGUUCUGCCUACGACGUUCGCUCUGUUCCAGCUUUGGCACCACUGACCCGUGUACUUCCCAAACCCAAACUCCGUGCUGUGCAGAGCAAUGAACAUUUUUUUGGACUCCUUGAUCCUAAUUUUAAAUUUCUGUAGCCCGUCAAAAGAACCACGAACGAAAAACGUAACAUUUCCCUUCAUCGGUCUCUUACUAGAACUUGAUUUUAUUUAUUCAAAAUCAGCAGAUGUUCUAAAAACCUGUGAAAGCACACUCGGUAAAACACCGGUCUGUGUCCACCGUGCUCAUUUGACCACUUUUGUCUGUACAGCAGUAAAACACUGGAGCCCCAGACCUUUAGUUUAUUGAAGAACAUGUAAAUACAUGUGUAAAUCACACCAGACCUCUUUUUAAAGUGAUCCCACUCUGUCUUUUCUGACUUAUUGCCCUGAAAGAACAAGCUGGAAGACUGCUGCCAUUCCCCUUUCAUGACUGAGAGAUUUCUCGCCAGCGUUGGACCUUUAAAAUAAUGGGAAUCUCCUAAUAAAGAUGCACUGUUCCUUUAAUCUCCCUUUCAACUACUCCUCUCCUCUGGAUAGUCCAUUAAAAAUAACAAAUGGCAUAACUGGAGAAAAAAAAAAAGCUUUAAAUGGUUCCUAAAUUGGAGGUUUUUAAUUGUAAAUGGGACUUGAUCAGUUGCCAUGACAACGCCAUGUUGUUGGAGGUGCGAACUCACUGAUCGCAUUCAAUAGAUGUGAAAUUUAACAAACCACUGCAAUGUAAUCAUACUACGUAUCUACCCUUCAGCUUAUAGUUUAGACUGUUUUGCAACGAUUUGAGAAUAUGUUAAAAAAAUGUCAACUUUGACCUGAAAGUGAAAUGAAUUUUUCAAAAUGUCACACAUACCACGGACUGGCAUUUUAUUCUCCCUCUUUUUACUUUCUUUGAAGGCGUACUAUGCAACAUUUUCAUAUUUUAAAAUAAUUUUCUUGAGCCAGUAUGUGCUAAAAUGACACAUUAAAAGGUAUUGACCCCCCACUGCCCUCUGUGGCCAGAUUACACACUUGCAACUUCAGAGUGCCGGUCCAGUCCCCGUGGGACUUAAUAAAGUGGAGCUGGACAUGCCUGGCGCUGCAGCCUGCUUCCAACACGUUUUCUGCAUGUUUUUGAUCACAAGCACAGCUGAUUUGUUUGAUUUAGUGAUGAACCGCUCUUGUAGACACUAAUGAAGGCUUGGGAGAUGUUUCAGCUGUUAGAUUAAGGUGUUAAAAAGAUGAACGCAUAUCGAGGA